Messenger RNA from Triticum dicoccoides, 2421 nucleotides. RefSeq names its product VAN3-binding protein-like. The coding region runs from base 751 to 2283 and encodes 510 amino acids. The transcript is spliced from 8 exons. NCBI's taxonomy places the organism in Eukaryota, Viridiplantae, Streptophyta, Magnoliopsida, Poales, Poaceae. The record is from RefSeq and is a predicted model, not a curated record.
GAUGCCUAAUGCAUGUUACAAAGAUGGCUACAGAUCCGAUUGAUUAUGCAAGGUUUUGAUCACUGCUGCGUUGGAUGCUCCAGCAGUUUCUGUCACUCUUACUUCAGACAUUUUGUUGUCACAGUUGCGGAGGACAUGCGCCUAUUGUGUUUAUCCUCUCCUGAAUCGAGAAAGGACUAGUUCCACUCCACUUGGGAGUUGGAGCACCCCAAAAAAAAGAAGAAGAAGAGGAAGAGGAACACGCACUUUUUGUCAGGUGUAUGCAUCGCCGCUACGUAAUCAGGUGCACGUAGAGGUCUCACUUACGUGCGCACGUGUUACCACACCAAAGCGUACAUUUCGUGUUGCAUUGUUUCAGUACCAACACGAUGGCAAAAUGUCUGCACAGACAGUCACAAUAAACACUGGUUUGAAUCUUCAACUUGGACGCAUAACCGGCUUUAUCUAGAAAAGACUCCGCAGUUCGUUCUCUCCAUUCGAGGAGCAGAAUGCUUUCGCACGGACGGCGGAAAACCCGGGCUGCUGGUGGAAUAAUUCUCUCUGACCAGAAAAGGUCUUGUUCUUAAGCACCCAAUCAUGAACCUCCUCUCAUCAAUUAUUUCCUGGGAGCAUUAAGAAAGAAUCCAUCCCCAAAUAUUCAGGCAGGAGGUAAAGCUCCAACUCUCGCAUGUUUUCUGAAAAGCUACAAGUGCUGUUCAGUUAAAGCUUGUACAGUAGUAAAUCUAAUGCUAGCAUGGGUUCUAGUCUCCUAUGAUCUACCCACUACUUGCCUCGACAUCAUGGAGACUAGCCGAACUCUGUGCUCUCUGUUGCCGCCAAUGGUUUUUGGAUAAUAGACAUCAUGAUCAGUGCAAAUUUUCAGACGAAACCUCACAUCUGCAUGUACGCUACUACCAGUGCUCAUCAGAGUUCAGAGAAAAGCAGAUUGGGCAUGUAGCAUGGUGUUUGCUGUUAGUCCCAGAUUAUACGGCAAUGGAGGAAUGCCUUGAUCAGCAGCAGCAGCAGCAGAAGAAGAGCAACAAUGGGCAGCUCCAGAGGCUUGAGGGCAUCGAGGAGGAAGGCGGCCAGGCCCCGGCGGAGAAGUGGCCUCCGACGACGGUGCGGGCGCCGGAGACCCCGACGGAGACCAUGGAGUUCCUCGCAAGGUCCUGGAGCCUUUCGGCCGCGGAGAUAUCCAAGGCGCUCAAGGUGCUGAGCAGCAAGGGCGUCUGCGACAUCCCUGACGUCGGCGUCGUCGCGGGCGCAGGUAAAGAGCAGAGACCGCCGCCGCCGCCACCACUUGACGCGACAAUGGCGGCGGCGCAGGCAGGAGGAGGAGUGGCGAGCCCGCCGUUCUCUCCCAGGGCGGGCAGCAUGGACGCGCAGCUCCUCCGGGCCGCCGCCGCCGCGGGGAGGGCAGGGGGCGGCAAGACGACGAUGGGCGCGUGGAUCAAGGAGCAGAAGGAGAAGAAGCGCGCCGAGGCCCGGUCCCGCAACGCGCAGGCGUACGCGGCGACGUCCGUGGCCGGGGUCGCGGCGGCGGUGGCCGCGCUGGUCGCCGGCGCGGUGUUCUCGUCCUCGCCCGCUCCUCCUCCUCCUCCCCCCGCCGCCGCGGCGCCGGAGCGCGCCCAGAGGGGCGACGGCGGGGCGAAGACGGCGGCGGCCAUCGCGUCGGCGGCGGCGCUGGUGGCGUCGCACUGCGUGGAGAUGGCGCAGGCGAUGGGCGCGAGCCACGAGCAGAUCCUGGGGUCCAUCCAGUCGGCCGUGAACGCGCAGGCGAGCGGCGACAUCAUGGCGCUGACCGCCGGCGCGGCGACGGCGCUGCGCGGGGCCGCCAUGCUGCGGGCGAGGCUCCACAAGGAGAUCCAGGCCACCGCCCUGCCCGGGGACGCCGGCAGGGCGGCGUCGGAGCGGGACAUCUCGCCGCUCAUCUUCGUGUCCAGAGGCGGCGAGCUCCUCAAGCGCACGAGGCAGGGUAUCCUCCAUUGGAAGCUUGUGACGGCGUACAUAGACCCCAACUUCCAGGUGGUCAUCAAGAUGAAGAGCGCGCACAUGGCGGGAACGUUCAUCAAGACCAAGAAGUGUGUUGUGGUGGACGUCCGGUCGGAGGUGGCGGCGUGGGCGGGGAGGGAGGUGGAGGAGGGUGGCCGUCGGAGGGGCUACUUCGGGGUCCGGACGGAGGAGCGGGUGAUCGAGUUCGAGUGCCGGAGCAGGCAGGAGCAGCACAAGUGGGUGCAGGGCAUCACCGAGAUGCUCAACCGCCGCGACAACAUGAACAUGAACAUCACCCACCUUGUAAACUAAAUCAGUCAGAUGCCAUGGAAAUGCAGCACUCCGUCGGUGCUAUUCUGGCUUCGUGUGAUCGAUCACAUCUGCAUGUAUAUAUGUUACUCCUUGUGACUCAGUAUUCUGCUUGUGUUGGAAAAAAAUUCAGUACUAUUC